GUUUUUAAUUUUCUAAUUUCAUUUUUGCAUGGAUGGGAAGUCGAUUUGCCACAUUUGUUGUUUGUUUGUUUAAACAUUGCAUAUUUUAUAAUUCCAGCAUGGUAGUAAGUCAUACUAUGUGAGGUACCCGAAAAAGGUCUCCUGAGCUAGAUGUCAACAGCAGUUGUAUUGUGUUGGAGAAGUAGAAGAUGGCGUCGGAGAGCUCCUCCACGUCGCUAGCGGGGCUACCUUACCCUAAUGUCGGGGAUUACUACCCCAGAAAGUUCGGACCCAAACCUGACGUGGUUCCUUCUGGGGUGACAGAGAGAAAAAACAUUCCGCUUGAUAAACCGGACAUGGUGGCGUUGGAUGUCAUCAACAUCAAAGAGCCUGGCAGUGAUGUACCUCUUCACAGGAAAAAAACAGAGACAGAUACCUAUGUUUUGGGAACUAUUCAUCCAUUCCGGAAGUCGCAAAGAUCUUUCUAUGGCAAGUUUGUACAAGAAUUCCUCUUAGUAACAGGUGACAGAGGGUCAUGGAAAAUUUUGCUAUUUGGUUUCUUCAACUUGAUGUGCACUGGCUUGCUUUUGAUGUGGUGCAGCUCUACCAACAGCAUGGCCUUAACAGCUUACACAUAUUUAACAAUAUUUGACCUUUUCAGCUUGAUAACGUGUCUAAUAAGUUCAUGGGUGACUAUGAAGAAAUCCAGCCCAGUUUACUCUUUUGGAUUUGAGAGGUUCGAAGUCCUUGCGGUGUUUGCUUCAACUGUGCUGGCCCAGCUUGGAGCCCUGUUCAUCCUAAAAGAAAGUGUGGAACGUUUUAUGGAGCAGCCGGAGAUACAUACGGGUCGUCUCCUAGUUGGGACUUUUGUGGCGUUAUGUUUUAACUUACUAACCAUGUUGUCUGUGAAGAACAAGCCAUUUGUCUAUGUAUCAGAAGCUGCCAGCACCAGUUGGCUCCAAGAACAUGUAGCAGAUCUCAGCCGAAGUUUGUGUGGCAUAAUACCGGGCCUGAGCAGCAUUCUGUUACCACGCAUGAAUCCCUUUGUGUUGAUAGACCUGGCAGGGGCAGUGGCUCUCUGUAUCACAUACAUGCUAAUUGAAAUGAAUAACUUUUUCGCAGUGGACACUGCUUCAGCUAUUGCCAUUGCAUUAAUGACUUUUGGCACCAUGUACCCUAUGAGUGUCUACAGUGGAAAAGUGCUGCUUCAGACAACACCAGCUCAUGUUAUUGGUCAGCUGGAUAAACUACUGAGAGAGGUUUCCACUCUUGACGGUGUUUUGGAGAUUCGGAAUGAACAUUUUUGGAAUAUUGGGUUUGGUUCUCUGGCUGGCUCUGUACAUGUCCGAAUACGGAGAGAUGCCAAUGAGCAGAUGGUGCUUGCCUAUGUGACCAAUCGCCUGUACACCGUCGUUUCUACUUUAACCGUUCAGAUUUUCAAAGAUGAUUGGAUCAGGCCAUCCCUGGCUACUGGACCCCUUCCAGCAGGCAUGCUGAAUCUGUCUGAGUACAGCAGCCUUCCAGCAGUGCCGCCUGUGAAACCCGCCAGUGAUUUAAACCCAGUAACCUCAACCCCAGCCAAACCCAGCAGCCCGCCUCCUGAAUUCUCAUUCAACACGCCUGGAAGGAACGUCAACCCUGUUAUCCUGCCAAGCACUCAGCCUGCCAGGCCCUACGGUGUGGGCCUUGCUUAUGGAGCAGUUCCAUAUAGCAGUACGUUCAGUCAAGGGCUUGGUAAUCUGGGGAGUGGAAUGGGAAUUGGAACAGCUCAGGCAUUCAGGACUGGUUUUGGCAACGUUCCUGGCAGAUACGGAACAAACGCUCAGGGACAGUUCAGUCAAUAUAGACCUUGAUCUGCUACUGAAAGCUCUGUGGUAUUUAAUUUUGGGAAAAAGCAUUAUCUUGGAUAUAAAGAAGGUUUUGUAUUCUCACUUUACUUAGUGCCCUGAAAAAAAAAAAAAAAAAAAAAAAAAGUCAACUGACAAAAGUGUUUAAAUAUGGAUGAACAACAGGAAAAGCGGUGCAUCAAGAAUAACAUGCAUUAUUUUUUUUAAUGAAAGUUUAAGUUGCUAAAGUAUAUAUUUUAAUACUUUUAUUUUGGUCUUUGGCUUUGUAGUAACAAAGCAUUACCCUAAAAAUGCAAUAGUGGAAAGGGGAGAGUGAGAGACAUGCAUAUCUGGGUAAGUGGGCACCACAAUUGUUCCAAACCCUAAUGCAUCAGUGUUGAAUCACCCUGUGUAACAGGUACUGUAUACUGUAGUCCCAGAUCAUUGAAAAAUGUUGCAUACUGUACCUGGUUCCAACCUGCGUAAUCUGCUGAUUUUCCUCUCGCCCAAAAUAAAUUGCUGAUUAUCUGCAGAAGUUGCAAGAGUUAAGGACAUUUUGGGUUUAAAUUCCAGCUGUACUCAAGUUUUGGCAAGUCUCUCGCAGUACACUUCCUGUGAAACUGCAAAGGAGGAGGACACCCACUAAGUGAGCGGGCACAACUCUGUUAAGCUGUAGAACACGAGCCAGUACCGAUUGGCUCUGAGGCCCUCAGUUUGCCUCUAGCCGUGUUGAGCACCAAGCCGUUGGUACCAAUGUUUUUACACUUGGUACCGAGAGCAUCCAGAUCGGUACUUAGACUGGUCACUGUAUGGAACAUGUGGGGAGUGUGGAAACCUCCAUGGGAGGGUCUCCACAUCAAUCUUUUGGAACUUGCGGGCAGUUCACCUGUAGAAUUUUUCCGGGGUCCUCAAAAGCAGCCACGUGCUGGUUCGCACAGACAACAUGGCAGUAGAGGCCUAUAUAAAUCACCAAGGUGGUCUCCGGUCCCCCGACCGUCAUUGUGUCGCUCACAAGCUUCUGCUCUGGGCCCUAAAGGCAGUUCAUCUGCCAGGGGUGAUGAACUGGGCGGCGGACCUCCUCUCAAGUGGCAGGCCCCACAGUUCGGAGUGUCAGAUUCACCUGGAAGUCAUGAACCUCAUCUGGGAAAGAUUCUGGCACCUGAAAGUAGACCUCUUUGUGACCCAGGAAUCCACUCACUGCCCCCUCUGGUUCUCCCUGCUGGAAAGCAGGCACCCACUCGGCAUAGACGCCCCGGCCCGUGAGCGGCCCAAGGUUCAGCUCUAUGCCUUCCCAUCACUGGCGUUGUCUACUGCUGUGCCUAGAGAAGAUCAGACAAGAACAGGUUUGGGUAUUCCUGAAAGCCCCAAAUUGGCACAGGAGAACCUGGUUCUCUACACUGGUCCAGCUCCCAGACAGCAAGCCUUGGGAGCUACCUGCACAUCGCGACCUGCUCAACCAGGCGCGGGGGAACCUGUGCAUCCUGACCCAGCCAGCCUUCAUCUGUGGGUCUGGCCCUUGAGCAAUCUCUCGGAUGAGGUUAUUACAACCAUGCAGAAUGCCAGGGCUGCUUCUACACGUUCCCAGUACAGGUUUAAAUAGAUAAUUUUUUAGACGGUGUGUGUCCUGUAGGUUGGACCCCAUGGCAGCCAUACUGCAAUUUUUGCAGGACCUUUUUAACAAGGGGAAAUCCCCCUACACGCUUAGGGUCUACCUGGCAGCUAUUUCAGCUCCUUAGGAGUCACUUCGUGGUGGGACAAUUUUUGAAGAGAGCUCGGAGGUUACGUCCACCUCGGAAGGACCAUGUCCCUCACUGGCUGUUUAAUGUGGUGCUUGAUGUGCUUACGACACCACCAUUCCAGCCACUGCAUUCAGCAGAGCUGAAAUACUUAUCCCUGAAGGCAACCUUCCUACCAGCAAUCACUGCAAAGCGAAUAGGUGAAAUGCAAGCAUUUUCCAUUACUAAAGCUUGCCUAUUUUUCACGGUUGUUGUUAACAGAUGUUUCUCUGUUCAUGCAUAAUAACUUUAGAACUAGUUACUGUCACGCAUAGUUGACAGUUUAUAGAGUUCACAAUAAACUAAGGACUAAGGUCACACUCCGUACUAAUCCUGCUUUUCUCCCUAAAAGCAUCUCUGCUUUCCAGGUCAACCAGGUAGUGGAGUUGGAGGCUUUUCAGCCACCACCUUUCCAAUCUGUCAGGGAGGGGAAGCUCCAAGCACUCUGCCCAGAUAGGGCAUUAGGGUAUUAUGCUACUGCUGCAAGUCCUGCACUUGUGACGGCUUGGGUAUACUAUCCCAAUUGGUAAUGGCUAACAUUUCAUACUUGAAAGGGAACGUUCAGUUAUAAAUAAUAACCCUGGUGCCUGAAAUAUAAAUGUUAUCCAUUACCUUCCGGGGCUGCUUUGUUCAUUCCAACACAGCGGGCUUGAAUAGAAAAUUGGCGCUGAGCCCUCGUGUGCGCGGCAUUUAAUCCCCUCUGGGGCGGGGUCUUCUUGCCUGUGCAGAGGGGCCUCAUACAAGCAGCUUUCACAUACGACUCUGUUAAUUCGGGCUGUAAAGGGAUAUAUAUCCCAGUUGAUAAUGGAUAACAUUUCUGUUUCAGGGAAGCAGGGUUAUGAUAUAUAGCAGGGGUGGCCAAACUCCCUGACCCUACGACCCGCAUACCAAAAUUUCCAUAUGGUCGAGAGUCGCAAGACACAUACUAUAAAACAUGAAAUGUUUGCGAGCAAGACAUUUUAAAUACUAGCAUUGUUGUGCAGUACAGUAGUUGUUAGGCUAUCUCUUGAUGGCAGCAAAAUACACAAGAACAAGGGAUACACAGUUUCUGUGUAAUUUGUAUUGUACUGUAGAUCUAGUGUAUUAAACUUUAAAUGUAACGCACUGGUGUUUUUCCAUUGUUUCAGUUUAUAGUGUAUGUAUUACGCACUUUAAAUAAAAUAUAUUCAGGCAUGAAGCAAAAUAUAAUAACUGACCUGAUUUCACCAAAAACACCACAUAAAAAGACGCACACAUUUUUUGUAAGGAUUCUUUUUGACAAGCUGUUUGAAUGCUGGGUUUAAAAAAAAAAAAAAAAAAAAAAAUACGUGUUUGUUUGUUUUUUUUUUUGGAUGACUACUGUGUGUAUUACAUACUGUUGAGAGCUUUGUGGAUGACAAAUGCACUAUAUUUAUUUAGAAAGGGAUUAUACUACCUGCUCAUGACGAAACAUAAGAUAUGUAAAUAUAAUAAUUUUAGACCUGCAAUAUAACAUUUAAACAUGCAUUCUCUAGUCUAGCGCCAACACUCCAGUUUUAUAAAAAGAUUAAUUUAUCUGAAUAAGGAUGUUUGCCACGAGCGAUAGAUAUUCCAUGCCUGCCAUACAAAACUCGCUUGAGUCGGUAAAGCAGCUUCUUUACUGAACGCCGAAAGCAGCAUCUGCCUUAAGUCUGAUCCAGGAGGAUAUUCAGGUGAAAAUGUGCUGUGAUUUGUUUCACAAUGACAUUUGAGGUUGCUUGCCUUGUACAGACUACAGUGUGUGUACGAUUUGUUGCAGAUGAGACAUAGGUUUACCGACUGUUUUCAGUGAAAGCGAACUCUUUCUCCCAGUCUGGUUUAAAGCCUCAUACUUUCGUCUAUUACUCAUGGAGGGUUUGCUCAAUGCCAUUGUCUCCACGAAACAAACAAGCACUUCAUUCAAAAUUAUGAAAUUCACUGUAAACUGCAUAUCCGGCUUUCACUCGGUGAUCGAAAUACACAUGUGCCAGCGAGCGGUGUUGAAAGUCAUCAAGUGACGAAAUAUCCUUGCAGUGAACAUGCAGGCUCAAAGAAACAGGAGAGAAGAAAGAAUAAUUAACACGAAUGAAUACAGAGAACACAUAAUAAACUUGUGUUUAUUUUUACUUUCUCUCUUUGUUUUGUUUAUUAUUCUUUCUUCAGUUCAUUCGAGUCGCAAAGUGUGCGUCACCCAGCAUUUCACAGGGAGCCCUGCCGGAACUGUCCGGGAGCUGCAUGCAGAUCAUGAGCCGCAGUUUGGCCACCUCAGAUAUAUAUCCUAACGCUUUGUAGUUUGUGUAUUUUAUCCCCCCCACUGGAAAUUUGACAGAUCACACCCUGGGGACAAUAGACAUAAAAAUGUGUUCAUUCAUGAUAAUUGGAUACUGUCGGUUGACAGCGGUUUCUUAUGUUAAAUGUCUGUAACAGAACUGUCACUUCCUCAAUUGUUGGGCUAUGUAUUUCUUACUUAUUGAACUUGACAGAUGUAUCACACUUCAUUUACCAUGAAGUCUUACUAGCUGGAGAGUUAUAUAUUUAUUUUCCUCUUGACUUCAGUGUGUUUUAAAUUGAACAUGAUUGACAGGAGCUCUUUGUGUGAAAACACUGGACUACAAGGUAGUGUAUUUAAAUUAGGAAUAGGUUGCAUGUUUACUUGCACUUCAAAAAAUAUUCAUCUACUGUACAUAGGAGUCAGUGGUUACAGCAAUGACCAACUCAACUACUAUUUUUUUUUUUUUCUUUUAAGAUUGUAGGCUUUUCAUGAGAGCAUAUGGUGCACACAAAAUAAGAAUUAAAAAUCCACAUUUAAAAAGUUUAUUCAGGGUUGCAAAUGCUCUCACACACAGUACUAUAGUUGAAGCACUAAUUAGUACUGAACUAUGUUGACAAAAAAUAUCAAUCAAUGUCUGAAUGUCUUAAACUGCCAUACUGGGCUGGCGAGCGUUUGAAACUUGAAACACCUCCUUGUAGAUAGUAAGGUGUUAAAAGUGUGACAUUUCGGGGGGCUCCCGAGUGGCGCAUCCAGUAAAAGGCGCUCCACGUGGAGUGCAGGAUGCGCUCUAUGGCCUGGACGUCGCAAGUUCGAGUCCAGGCUGUUCCACAGCUGACCGUGGAUUGGAGCUCCCAGGGGGCGGCGCACAAUUGGCCGAGCGUCGCCCGGGGGGAGUGAGGGUUCGGUCGACCAGGGUGUUCUCGGCUCACCGCGCACCAGCCACCCCUGUAGUCUGGCCGGGCGCCUGCAGGCUUGCCUGUAAGAUGCCCAAGAGCUGCGUUGUCCUCCGACACUGUAGCUCUUGGGUGGCUGCAUGGUGAGUCCACAGUGUGAAAAAAAGCAGUUGGCUGACGGCACACGCUUCGGAGGACAGCCAUCCCGAGUCAGCGCAGGGGUGGUAGCGGUGAGCUAGGCUUAAAAAUAUAAUUGGCCAUUCUAAAUUGGGAGAAAAUAAUAAAAAAAUAAUUGGCAACGACUAAAUUUAUUUUUUAAAAAAAGUGUGACAUUUCAAGGGGAGCGCAGGACAGAUAUAUUGAUUAAUGAAUCCAGUUUGUGCUAUGAAUCAAUCCACAGAAAAGUGAAUCCAAUUUAAUUAAUCAACAGUUAUUUCAACAAUGAGUUAAUUCCAGUAUUGCACUUUUUAAACAUAACACUUAGAAAAGGGCUUGCAAUUUCAAUUCAGCAUUUCAUAUUGUUAAAGAAAAGUAAUGCAUUAACAUAACAUUAAAAUAAUAAAAAAAAGUUUUAAUAAUUAGAAAUUAAACAUCCCCCUUCAAUUUUUUUAUUUCACUUUUUUCUGACAGAGUGUUUACAGCUAGAAAGAAAUUAGUCAAGGGGAAGAAAAGUGAAAUGCUUGUCUACAGUUUUUAAUUGAGCGUUUCAACUUAAAAGCUCUGCAUUAGGGCAGUAGUGUGGAGUAGUGGUUAGGGCUCUGGACUCUUGACCAGAGGGUCGUGGGUUCAAUCUCAGAUGGGGGACACUGCUGCUGUACCCUUGAGCAAGGUACUUUACUUAGAUUGCUCCAGUAAAAACCCAACUGUAUAAAUGGGUAAUUGUAUGUAAAAAUAAUGUGAUAUCUUGUAUCAAUUGUAAGUCGCCCUGGAUAAGGGCGUCUGCUAAGAAAUAAAUAAUAAUAAUUUGCAAUA
Acipenser ruthenus (sterlet) is the source of this 7693-nucleotide messenger RNA. RefSeq names its product zinc transporter 6-like. Gene Ontology annotation, cellular component: membrane. The transcript is spliced from 16 exons. Gene Ontology annotation, molecular function: monoatomic cation transmembrane transporter activity. Gene Ontology annotation, biological process: transmembrane transport; monoatomic cation transport. Lineage: Eukaryota; Metazoa; Chordata; Actinopteri; Acipenseriformes; Acipenseridae. Bases 189 to 1832 code for a protein of 547 amino acids. The record is from RefSeq and is a predicted model, not a curated record.